CAAACGAAUCAACCAAAUAUCUUUUGACGAGUUCACUGCUUUCUCUUCUCAAUCUACCGACUUCAUCUAUGGCUUUUAAUUUCUGGCCCACCUAACUUCACACUUACAUAUGGAGUUGAGCGUAAAUGAAGUUUAUGGGUUUUAGCUGUUCUGGAUGGCGGUGAAAGUGGUGACGGUAAAAGAAAUACUGAAACCAGCGGAAAAUCUUGCGACCUCCGAUGCUUCAUCUGAUCAGAAGUUCAUCAGCUUGGGUUCUUCCACCACCGAUUUAUGCUCCUCAGGACCAAUUUCCGGUGAUUGAUAUUCAUUAGCAUCGGUGUUGUGUUGGGCGUGUGCAACAGAUGGUAAGGCCGACGGUAACCAAAAACCUUUCAACAACAUGAAGAAACCACCAUAGCCAUUUGUAGUUGAUGCAGUCAUUGAGAUUCCAUUCAAGCUACAUCGUGUUCUCUUCCAGGAUUUUACCGACGUCCUCUGGAAGAUCUCACAUAUAUGCAUGAUGCCAUUAACAAGUACUUUCAGCUUCUCUCUAUCCAACUCGAGAAUCUAAGUUUAAAAUCACAUGGAGCUUAUUAAAGAGAUAUGUACAUCAGACUAAAUGCGGUUUCAGCCCUAAGCUACAAAAGUAGUAAAGUAUGUUUACUUUCUGCUGCUCUUAUGUGAUGUUGGAAAUUACUUAUCAAUUUCAGCCCAAUUCCAUCAUACUAGCAGUUUCACCUGCAGACCAAGAUGUCGCAACAUCUGAUACUAUUAAACUUACCAAAGAGGUGGAUCCAUUGGGUGAAAGGACCUUUGGUGUGUUGACCAAGCUUGACCUCAUAGACAAAGGAACUAAUGCAUUAGAUGUUGGGAAAACUUUAAGUGAUAGGAGAUGGAAGGCUGCAUCACAACAGAUUCCAAGACAUGAACCCGUUAAAGCAUUGGAUUUAGGACACUAUGAUGUUUGCAAAGGACUGAAACUCGCUAUAAUUUUUUCCCAAUUCUUAGAAAGUACUUUAUCGGUUUUUACUUUUGCUGCCUCCAUAAUCCUUUCUUACAACAUUAGACGAAAAGAUGCAAACUCACCCGUUUAUGAAGGUAUACACAAGUUGGCAUAAGAUUUGUAUGAGUCAAAUGACAAUAUUGGCCUUGCCCCUUCACCUCCGCCUCCCCAACGACUUCCAACAAGACACAGACACACACACAAUUUUUUUUUAUAUUAUUAGUCCCAUGGGUUAUUACUUUUACAACUAUGACAUUGACAAGGAAAAAAAAAAUCUAACUUAGUUUCAAUUUUACACAUGUUAGAGAAAAAGAUGAUUGAUAAUUCUUUUUCUUUUCUUUAUAAUUUGUUUACCGGAAAUCUUGGGAAGUAAUGCAAGUACAUUGCUAUUUUCACACAUUCUUUAUUGAUUAUAUUUUAUUAUUACUAAUUAACUUCAUAUGUGUGUGUGAAUGUUGC
Messenger RNA from Lactuca sativa (garden lettuce), 1441 nucleotides. The record is from RefSeq and is a predicted model, not a curated record. Lineage: Eukaryota; Viridiplantae; Streptophyta; Magnoliopsida; Asterales; Asteraceae.